GCUCCAGAACAUAUCAGGGAGAGGCGGGAAGACACAGAGCUCGAGCACAUUCAGCACAAGAGGCGGGAGAUGAAGUGUUUCCGCGAGAGCCAAAGCGCAAACCAGGUGCACCACGCGCUGCACUUUCAAACAGACCAGCGCAACUCGCUAGCUGCUCCCUCUCCGCUGUUUGCUCCUCUAUCAGACCCACGGGACUUCACUGGUUCAUCCCUAACCUGACAGGCUCAGCUCAUCGGACCGGGAGACCGGGCGAACGCAGGAGUAGGGGGACACUGAGCCGGAGUUGGAGGGGGGACAUGCUCGCUCAGCAACCCAGCAUAGUUUCUCCAAGGUGGGCCAAGCUGUGACAGAGGGCCUCUCUCUGGUGAGCCAAUCCGCAACCCUGACCGCUCCAGCAGGCCUCACUCCCAGUCCUAACUACUGUGUGUGCCAGGACCAGGCCACCUCCAGCCCAGGCCAGACCACGUCUACCCCAGGCCAGCCCAGAGUGGGUCAGCCCCAGCCCAACCCACCUCUUCCCCAGCCCAGUAGCGGCCCAGGCCCAGGCUCCAGAAGCAUGGCCUUCACCCUGUCAGAGAUCAUGGCUGCACGGCGGCAGCAGCAGUCCCAGGCCCAGCGGGCAGCAGGCAGGGUGGCCGUGGAGGUGGAUGAAUACAGCACCAACCCCACCCAGGCCUUCACCUUCUACAACAUCAACCAGGGACGCUUCCAGCCCCCGCACGUACACAUGGUAGACCCCCUGCCCCACGACACUCCCAAGCCGCCAGGUUACACCCGUUUUGUGUGUAUCUCAGACACCCACUCCCGUACGGACGCCAUUCAGAUGCCCUAUGGAGACGUGUUCAUCCAUGCUGGAGACUUCACAGAGCUGGGACUGCCCUCUGAGGUCAAGAAGUUCAAUGAUUGGCUAGGCACCUUGCCCUAUGACAUAAAGAUAGUGAUUGCGGGGAACCAUGAGUUGACCUUUGACCAGGAGUUCAUGGCUGACCUGAUCAAGCAGGACUUCUACUACUUCCCGUCGGCCUCCAAGCUGAAACCAGAGAACUACGAGAACGUCCAGUCCCUGCUCACCAACUGUAUCUACCUGCAGGACUCAGAGGUCACUGUACGAGGCUUCCGUAUCUACGGCUCCCCCUGGCAGCCAUGGUACUAUGGCUGGGGUUUCAACCUGCCAAGAGGUCAGGCUCUGCUGGACAAGUGGAACCAGAUCCCCGACUCCACCGACAUACUGGUCACACACUGCCCCCCACUGGGGUUCCUUGACUGGGUUCCUAAGAAGAUGCAGCGGGUGGGCUGUAUGGAGCUGCUCAACACUGUCCAGAGGAGAGUACAGCCCAAGCUGCACGUGUUCGGACACAUCCACGAAGGUUAUGGUAUGAUGACAGACGGCACCACCACGUUCGUCAACGCCUCGGCCUGCACCGUCAACUUCCAGCCCAUGAACCCGCCCAUCGUCUUCGACCUGCCCAAUCCCACCAGGACCACAUGACUAGAGAAGCCCCGCUCUGCUGAGCCCCCCUCCAAUCAGGAGACAAGUGGUGGGAAGGCAGAUAGGUGAGGGUGGUGGGCAGGUGUGGUGGAGUACUGUAUAUAGUCAAGGCUCUAACGGAUGCUGUGUGUGUGCGUGUGGGUGUGUGUGGGGCACAACACACACAAGCCCAAGUCUCUUACAGACGAUGUGUGUAUCUAAAGAGACAGGCGCUGUUGCCAAUCCUCACUUGGCAAAUCCAUCGAUGUUCUUUAAUAUACUGUCAUUCCUUUAUUUCAACAAAAGCUCUUACAAACUCGAAAGUAAGGCAAAAGACAGACCCCAGAUGCCUAAUUUCUCAUAUGGACAUGUCAGCAUUAGUCUGUGAAUCUUCUGUUGCACUUCUACUGCACUGACAAACUGACCUGGCUGUCAGAUAGAGAAGAGGACAGGGGGAACAGUGUCUCCUGUGUCACUGUUUGAACUCACAGUCUUUCUCUCAGAAGAAGACACUGGAUAACUCUCAUUCUCUCUUGUUCCUCAUAGAGGACUCUGUUAAGCCACCAGUGGAAGUUGCUCAGUGGCGACAUUUUGACAUUGUGACAGUGUGGUCCACCCUUCAUUUGAGACCUUCCCUGAGGAGUGAUUGAACACUUACCAGUAGGGUUUCAGAACAUGAACCCAAUGUCCAUGUUCGACUUUGUGGAGCUGUUUGCCAGCACAGAAAGGAUACCCCUGCCAGUACUCUGAUAUCACAUUUCCUGCACUGCAGAUUAAAACACUGCUUUCCCCUCAUCCCUUUUUCUCUUGAUCCCUCUUUUCCUCUACCCCUCUAGUUUCACUCUCUUUCUUUCUCUCUCUCUUUCUCUCUCUCUCUCUCUCUCUCUCUCUCUCAGGCCUUGGGCAUGGUGGUUUGUGCGUGUGUAUGUGUCUGUGUGUGAGAGAGAUCAAAGUGUGUGUGUGAGGGCAGUGGGAGGUCUCUGCCAUGGGCUGUGUGUGAGUAUAAGUGUCAAACGUGUUGACACCACUCCCCUGGGUCUCAUUACAACUCUCAGUAAGCCUCUUAACCAGGGGAGAGGGAUCUCUUCUCUUCCUCUUUUCCCUUGUUUUUCCCCCUCUCUCCUUCUCCCCCCUCCCUCCCUCGUUGCAUGUGUAAUCAGCUCACCAUCUCAUCCCUGGCUCAUGUGCCGUGAUCCUGACAAGUUUAUUCCGAGGUCACCGGCUGGGAAGUCUGCACGAUUUUGAUUCCUGGUACGGAUGACUGGAAAUACGUAAUAGCCAACGGAGCGGAUUGGCAAAUGUGUUUGCUCCCGACCCUGUACAGAAGCAGCGGUGUCUGGAAUGUUCUCGCUGCUCCAUGGUGCCCUUUCUGGGAGAGAUGUAUCAUGGGAAUGAACUUUGAACUCUUAGUGGACCAAUGGAUGACGAUGAGGUGUAGGCCUAAUGUACCGUAACUGGUCAAGAAGUCAGGAACUGUACAUCUACAUCACCUGUCAUUGUAAAAACAUGUUAGCAAUCAAGGAUUACUUCAAAUGUUGUUAAAUAUGUGUGUGUGUUGUUUAAAAAAAGAGCCAGUGCAGAAACAAUGUUUACAUUUUAUUCUAAGUUCAGUUCUUUCUUGAAUAGGCUAAUAAAUGCUUGUUAAUGUAUAAUAAUAGCUGCACUAUGUUACACUCAAAAAAAUGCUGGGUUGUUUGGUUGACUCAACUCACGAGUUGUUUUCUUUAAAAACUUCAGGGUUAUUGAUGCUGGGUUAUUGAGUUAUGUCCCAGCGGGUCAGAUCAGAAGACAGGAGGCGUAGUUUAGUAGGGGCGUGGUUUUCACAUAGUUAUUUUUAACCACCCAUGAAAGUAAAUGUCAUUCCUAUUCAUCUGUUCGGUUGCAUAGUUAUCACAUAUUAUGGUCGAACAUUUAACAUUUUGUAGCUUCAAUGACGCUUACAGAAGUGUAUAUGUAAAUCCCAUUGUUGGGAUACAAUAAGGUGGUAUACCUUAUUAGGCAAUAAGAUGGUAUACCUUAUAAUAAGUAAUAAGAAUGUUAAUAUUACAGACGAAUGUGUGAAAAGCGUGUUAUUGACAUUUUAAUUUGCAGUAUGUACAUUUAAGAUGAUGAACAGGAGUGACAUUUAGUCUCACGGGUGGCCAAUAAGAUCUUGCUUAAAGCCACUCCCCUAAUAAACCACGCCUCCUGAAAAUAACCUAAGGAUUACGUUAAAUAAGACCCAGCUUCUAGGUCAACCCAGCAUGAGAGUAAAAAAUACCCAACUGAUGGUUACAUUAACCCAUGUUUGGGUAAUCCCAACUACCCAACAUGUUGGGUCAUUCAUGCAACCCAACAGGCUGGGUCAAAAUAACCCAGCAUGCGUUCUGUCCACUAUUUAACCAACACUAAAUUGGGUUGUUUUUAGCCUAUCAUGUUUUAGAGUGCACGGGGUUACCCACACCUUGUGUAGCUAUUAUUAACGCGUUCAUGUUGUCAAGCAGUUGUCUGCGUAAAAAAGGGUAAAAAAUUUCUUUCGAAAGCACUUGUGAAUGAGCGUCCUUCCUCUGCUCGUCUGGAAGCCUUUGGUUGGCUAGCUGAGCUCAAAGUGUGGUUAGCAUAACAUGACAACAUCCCUGUUUGUUCUGUCUCUGCUCUCAUUAGACAUUAUAUAUCAACAUCCCCUCUGGCUACAUUUUAUUCCCAGGGUCACUGGGCUUUUACUGCUGUUCUGCACACUGUGCUAGCUGGGCUAUGUCUUAAUGGGGCAGAUUAGUGGGCUGUUGUAGGAAUAAGUUAGAGUGUUUACAGAUAAGUGUGUGUGAAUACUGUAUGUGGGUGUAUACCUGUGUGCGAUUGUGUGCAUGUGGAUAGAGCCAGGGGGUAAGCAUCCUGGGAACAUGCUUAACCGGGACGGGGGGACGGGGACGGGGGGGGGGGGGAUCAAUGUCUGUAUCAUCGUACUUUCUUUUAAAGAUUUCUGAGGGGGAAAUGUCUGUUUGUUUUUCGCCAUUUCUUACUAUUCUCUUUCAACCAUAACUUUGAAAUGUCUCACUUUUUAUGCACUGUGCCUCAAUAGCUGUAUUCUGUAUUUCCUGUUUUCUUUGAAAACUCAACAUGUUUGCCGUUGUAUUUCUCAUUCGUUCCUUGGGGCAUGCUGUUCUGAAUCUAAUAACUUUUGAUGACAAUCUGCUUGUAUUGUAUAUCAUUGUUACCAUUGUUUGGGAUAUACUAACUAUUGUUUUUUAAAAUUGCUUUAAUGAUGUACAAUAUUUUUUCAUGUGAAAAGAGAAAAAAGUCCAACCAUUUUAGAAUGGUAUUGUAUAAUGUGUUGCCCCUGGAGACAACUCUGUAAAUGUAAAAUACCUUUCUUAAAACUACCUGCUUCUGGUUUUCUGAGAGAUUAUCUACACAAAUUUAAUUAAACCUUAUCUGUGACCAAUG
Messenger RNA from Oncorhynchus kisutch (coho salmon), 4891 nucleotides. Its product is annotated as metallophosphoesterase domain-containing protein 1. The record is from RefSeq and is a predicted model, not a curated record. Gene Ontology annotation, molecular function: hydrolase activity. Bases 557 to 1489 code for a protein of 310 amino acids. The transcript is spliced from 7 exons. NCBI's taxonomy places the organism in Eukaryota, Metazoa, Chordata, Actinopteri, Salmoniformes, Salmonidae.